AGCCCCCGCGUUUUGUUUCGGAAGACUACAACGUCGUCAUGCCCAGGAAAUGCAUCGUGGAGAACUGUGACCGGUAUCGAGACCCAGGGUCAGGAGUGUCUUUCCACAGGCAAGUUCCCCUAAAUUUCUAUUCGUAGAAAGUGUACCCGCAAAAAAAAAAAAAAAAAAAAAAUUGUAUUAACAUUGUGCUAACUUCUCGUACUUCCAACGCCCCCAUGCGUGCUGUUUACUACGGCUUUGUAAUCGUACGAGUUCGCGUGUCUUUGUUUUUUAUGAUUAUCAUGUCAUUUAUUCUUCAUUGAGUCUAGUGCAAUAUCGCGCAUUGCGCAGAGCAUGCAAAGUGUCGUUUCACUUUCAUUUCGUACGUUCCACGAAUUAUAACACGGAAUAGCUAACGCGAAGUAGCCAGGAGAGCAAAAAUUAUUAAAUAGGAAACGACAUGUGCAUUUCACUAAACCGAAAGUGCAACAUAUCACAAUCUGAAGAGUUACGCGCGAAUACAAGAUAAUGCUAACGUGAAUGAGCAACCUCGUUCACUUUCGGUUUGCGGCUUCGUGAACAGCCGCGCUGUGUUAUCGCGAGGGUGAGUGAUGAUAACUCGAGGGCGAAUUCUAACAGAUUGCCGGUAUUUGAAAUGAAAUCCAGACAGUGAUAAGAUAACUUCGGCGCACAGUAAAGAUCCAGACCGUUCCGUAGUGGCAGGCCAACGCAUUUACAGCUGAGGUGGCGUGAGCAAAUUGAUAUAAAAAGGCCCAAACGGCGCGGUCUCGUCUCUUUGUUGCUACGUCCCCUCUAAAGUUCGAACGAGGAGUUCCUGUUUGUAAAUAAACGACUGCCAUAUACUCUAGAAAUGCGUCCUCGUAAAAUUAGUGAGGUUUAGUGGCCCGUACGCUAUCAGACUCCGCGCGCAAGGUGAUAGUUUAAUGCGAAAUGCGUAAGCGCUCAUCGAAAACCGGCUUUCGCGUAGUGGGCAGUGACACCAGCGACACUAACUCUACCAUCUACCGUGCCCAAGGCGAUAAUGUACUGGGCACUCAACCUCUCUAUUUUCGCGGAAUGAUAUUCUGAUCUGGCCCCACAACUUCUAGGUUUUGGUUGACUGUACCGAUGAAUACAGUAUGGUUACACUUGAGUUACUUGCUUUCCCUCAUAUGUGCAAGAGUGCCGGAUCAUUUGGUUACGCGUUUGUCGCAAGUCCCUAAUUAUGCUGUAACCUGACAAGUUUACACGUGUGGGACAAUGGCUCGACUCGGCUUUCCAUUCUUGUUCGUACAUCACCUCUUCUGCUUUCCCCUGCCUAAACAUAACCCACAGCAGUACCUGCAGUGGGUGCAGUGGUUAGAAGCUGUGCAUGGAAAGGCAUAUAACUACCGCAAGAGUGAUGGUGUUUGCUCACUGCAUUUCGAACAGUCAUCUUUCUUUGUCGGACAUCACCGAGCUAAAUUGAGGCCUGAUUCAUGCCCUUGCAUACCCCCAACGCAAUCCCAGCAACGCAAAAGUGCCAGCGUUAGGCAGGGAUUUGUACCAGACACGCAAGCACCGGAACCACCACCAUUACCAAAAGAGGUUGCAGAACUUGGGAAGGAUCCACAAUCAUCUCAGGCAUUUUUUAGACAGCACCGGGAAGGAGAGCAAAGCGGUGAACAAGCUGACACCGAAGGCACAAGCUUGGUGGAAACAGGAGACCUUGAGACUUCGCUUCGGCAGGUUUCUGAGACAGGAUUCGAAUUCCUGCAAACAUCUUCCCCGAGCUUUGAAGUCUUGACCAUUCCAGUAGAAGAGCUGUGUGAGAAACCUCAAAAAUGCUAUGAUGAAAGUGGGUCGCAUAGCCCUUGACCAAGCAGUGAAGUCAUGAGAGAGCAAGAACUACCAGAAGAGUACUACGAGGCUACAGUGGUCUCUGCAUCGUCUACGAGUCCUUCUCACCUGGCCGAACAAAGUUAUUCGGCAAAGAGGCAGUGCCAUGAAGUUUCACAAACCCCUCCCAAAAAUGUAAACGCCACCUUACAAGACCAUUCCUACAUAUCACGAACUACACCUCGCACCAAGCUAAAGGUUAUCCACCGCCACCUGGGAAGGGCAAGAAAGAGACUAUAUGCAGUAAAGCAAGCAAUCAGGCGACGCGAAAAAAAAUCCGAAACCUGAAGAACAUGAUCAGUGACCUGAGGAGCAAAAACCUCAUCUCAGACGAGGCAGAACAGCAGCUAGAAUCUUUUGGUGAACUACCUGAUGAACUGCUCAAGGUAUGGAAGAAAAACCAAAACCGAAGGCCAACAGGCCAAAGGUACAGCGAGAGCUUCCGAAAAUUUGCCAUGACAGUGCACUACUAUUCUCUGAGAGCGUACAGGUAUCUUGCGGAGCAAUUCCCAAUGCCUACUGAAGAGACGAUACGAAGUUGGCUAAACGUUGUUGAGGCCUGACCCGGAUUCACAGCAGAAUCUUUAACCCACCUGCAGCAAAAAUUCAAAGAUGCCCCAGAUGAAGACAAGCUAUGCAGCCUGAUCACGGACGGAAUGAGCAUCAGGAAAAGGUGUGACUUGGACCUAAAGAGUGGAAAGCUGAUUGGCUAUGUAAAUUUUGGACACUCCCUAUCACAAGAAGAUUAUGACGAUGCACAACUGGGGGGGGGGGACAGAUUCUCUUGUUCUGAUGGCAGUUGGCGUCACAGUACCGUGGAAGCUGCCCAUAGCCUACUUCCUGAACAAUGGGUGCUCAGGCGACAUACUCAAAUCAAUUAUUAUCGAUGGAAACCAUAGCAUUGAAGAGUGUGGCCUACGUGUCACCUCCAUCGUUUGUGAUGGUCUUGCGUCGAACGUCAGCAUGGGGAAACUUCUUGGCUGUCAAAUACAUGUCCAUCGGUCAGAAGAAUUUCGCACCUGGUUCCCACAUCCUCUGAGACAAGGUGAAAAAAUUUUUCUCGUGUUUGAUGCCGCACAUGGUCUGAAGCUGUUGAGAAACCUCUUGGGAGAUAAAGGCUCCUUCUGCAGUAGUCACUAUGGUGAAAUCCGAUGGAGCUACAUCACAGAGCUACAUAAGCUACAGGACACUGAAGGCUUCAGAGCAGCAAAUAAACUGACCCGAGCACACAUCGAUUAUCGAAAGCACAUAAUGAAAGUGCGGCUGGCUGCGCAGACGUUCAGUGCUUCGGUGAGCACUGCCUUGAAGUUCUCAAAAAUGCUCGGACUGCCGGCCUUUCGAGGGAGCGAAGCAACAGAAAAGUUCCUUGAAGACAUAAACGAUGACUUGUUCUCACUGCUCUCCAGGCCCUUUGAGCUCCUUAAUACCUACCGGCAAAAUGGCACCAGGUCGAAAGCUCCUCUUCAGCCAUCAACGUUUCAGCAACAAAAGUCUAGCAUGCUUGCCACAUCCUCGAAGUUAAUGACACUGCAACUUCCCCCUGGAGGACUCUCAACUCAGGACAGCCGAAGAAUGUCUGUCAUCAGUCUUGCUUUCACUCUCAAAAGUGUAUUGGAGCUGUCAGUACCUCUUCAAUCAUAACCUGUGCAACCGCAUUUGCACGUACCGCUUUAGUCAAGAUCAUUUGGAGGUGUUCUUCGGCUGCAUCUGCCAGAGGGGAGGAUGGGACAAUAACCCAUCGGCGCUGCAGUUCCGUUAUGCCUACAGAUCACUCUUAGUGCAUUCUGAUGUGACGAGUUCAGCGUCAGGGAAUGUUUCUCCAGACCUGGACGGAAUACAGAUGUUACGUCACCAGGGCACAGAAUGACGAGAUCAGCACCACGAAGCAGACGCAACUGAAGUGUUUUAUGGCGGACAAGCCUCGAGCAAUGUGACUGCUGCACUUCUUGGGCAUGACUGCGGGAACAUAUCUGGACUCACGGAUUUCAGUGACACAGUGCCCAAGUAUGUUGGUGGCAACCUUGUGACUAAAGCAUGCAAAACAAUCACCUGCCAUGGGUGCCUGGACACCCUUGUAGAUUCUAGUGAGAGAAGUCUCCUCCUUUCCCUGAGGGAUAAGGGAUACACCACUUACCCUUCGCUUUUUGUUGUCAAUGCCUUACGCUGCGCAGAGCACAUCUUCAAACUUCAAACGCGGGCUGCAGUGUCAGCACUUCAGUCAUUAGUACUCAAGUCCUUUCAGCUAUUCAUGGACUUGCACCACCAUGUCACUCAGCUGCCGCACCUCAUUGCUGCAACAAAGGUCAUCAUGAGAAAGUAUCUUACACUCAGACUCAGGGAGGCAUCUCGAUGCACCAGCGAACAAGCCCAGGGAUCGUAUGUGAGACGCAUUUUAACCAAGCAGAUUUUGUUUAGAAAUCAGUGAUGAGAGUCAGUGAUGUGUGCUUUUUGAAGUGGACCACCUGGGUACCUUGUACUGAAUAGCGGUAGCGUCCCAAAACAUGCAAAGUUACACCAGCAGGUGCCCAUAGACAGCUCGUUUUUAAGAAAAAUUCGUCUAUAAGUCAUGGUUCUCCUCAUGACCGUGGACGACAACUGGUCGCGCCAAAUCCCAAAUUCAGAGCUCUAGUGGCUCAAAAUCUUAUGGCACAUUUCUAGACUUUUUUAUGCUCACAGUACUUGUUUCUGCAGCUUUAAAACAUAUCGGCAGAUCACCUGCGAUCAAUAAUGAUUCGCGCGAACAUCAGUUUCUCGCGUUUUCCUUAGUACCAGUCUAGGUAGAUCUGGCUCACUUAAAAAAAAGGGUGGCCUCUUCAUAUACGAACACAGAAACAUUAAUCAUGCAAGAUUAUGAAACAGCAGCUGUAUUAUUUAUUCCCUUUUACCAUUGUCAUUUAGUUACUAACUAUUCUUACCUAGUCAGUUGAUUUCCAAUACUGCUGUUAUCCCUGCUGAAUGAAGUGCUGUUGGUAGUGUAAUCUAUUCAUUUCACUUCUUUUGUAAUCAUGUAAGAUUUUUUUUUUUUUGGCAAUGUUGGAACGCCGCAACGCUUCCCUGCUGUUCAUUUUGCGACCCAAGCACUACUAAGACGACAUACUCUUGUAUGAAAAUUUUUGCACGCAUAGGUUGACAAUGGACCUAUCUGUCAGGAAUACAUGACUGCUCUGAUAUUCUGCUCAAAAAUGAAUAAACCUAUUGUGAAGCUUUCCAUCACAAACAUGCUGUUUGCCGGUUUCAGCAGAGAAAUUCAUCUUCUUCUAUGGGCAGAUUGGAUGAUGUAAUUUGUAUCUUACGUGAGUGCUCCCAUUUGAAUGAAUAGAUCUGCUUAAUAUGCUUGUUCGCGCAAACAACCAGGAAGAAAGCAAGCGCACCGUUCUCUUGUAACACAGUUUCAAAAGGGACGUUAAGAAAGCUUACCUAAUAAAUGUGUGCAAUCCGGUG
Molecule: messenger RNA, 5298 nt
Organism: Ornithodoros turicata
Lineage: Eukaryota; Metazoa; Arthropoda; Arachnida; Ixodida; Argasidae
Exons: 11
Coding region: 1240-1836 (198 amino acids)
Source: RefSeq, a predicted model, not a curated record